GCAAGUCGUCUUACUAGCAGCUACAAUUUGCAUUUGCCAUGGCCCGAGCCGAGCACACCUCGAUGAUGAAGUCGACAAACCCGAGGUGCAGAUUUGCGAUUUUGGAUAUUAUAUGCUUGAUGUGUUCUUGCUGUGAUCUUGUCGAGGCGCCCGGUGUGCAUUGUAGGUCCAUCGCGGUCUUCCUCUGGGUAUUAACUUCUUUGGUAUCUUCUCAGUCACCUUCAGUCCCCUUGAAAACCUUGUCCUCCGCGACCUUGCGAAAAUGGCGAGUGUUCCACAGAGCUGCACUGUCCUGGUGGUGGGCGGUGGGCCCGGGGGGUCCUAUGCUUCGGCAGCCCUAGCGCGAGAGGGCAUCGAUGUGGUGCUCCUGGAGUCGGAGAAGUUCCCAAGAUACCACAUUGGCGAAAGCAUGCUCCCCUCGAUGCGGCAUUUCCUCAAGUUCAUCGACGGAUAUGAAAAGUUCAAUGCUCACGGGUUCAAUAUCAAGAAAGGGGGUGCUUUCCGCCUCAACUGGGCCAGGCCAGAGUCUUAUACCGACUUUGUCGCCGCCGGCGGACCCGAGGGGUACGCCUGGAACGUGGUGCGGUCCGAGGCCGACGAGAUCAUGUUCAAACACGCGGCGUCGUGCGGCGUCAAGACGUUUGACGCGACAAAGGUGACGUCGGUCGAGUUUAGCCCCCCGAGCUCCCCCGAGGAGGAACUGGGGCGCCCAGUGUCGGCGACCUGGAGCCGCAAGGACGGCAGCUCCGGGGCCAUCUCGUUCCGCUACCUCGUGGACGCGUCGGGCCGGGCGGGCCUGCUCAGCACAAAGUACAUGAAGAACCGCCACUACAACCAGGGGCUCAAGAACGUCGCGAGCUGGGCCUACUGGAAAGGCGGCGGGACGCACGCCGUGGGCACGCACAAGGAGGGCGCGCCGUACUUUGAGGCCCUAAAGGACGCGAGCGGCUGGGUAUGGUUCAUCCCGCUGCACAACGGCACCCACUCGGUCGGCGUGGUGCAGAACCAGGACAUUGCGACAGAAAAGAAGCGCGCCAUGGCCGAGCCGUCAGCGCGCGGCCUCUACGAGCAGAGCCUCGACCUGGUGCCGGGCAUCCGGGCGCUCCUCUCCAAGGCCGAGAUGGUGUCGGACGUCAAGUCGGCGUCGGACUGGUCGUACAGCGCGUCGCGGUACGCGCUGCCCGGGGCGCGCAUCGUGGGCGACGCGGGCUCCUUCAUCGACCCCUUCUUCUCGUCGGGCGUGCACCUGGCGCUGGCGGGCGGCCUGGCGGCUGCCACGACCAUCGCGGCCGUGCUGCGCGGGGACUGCGACGAGGCGACGGCGGCGUCGUGGGCACCGCCGACGCCGACGCUCAGGGUCGCGGCCUGA
Molecule: messenger RNA, 1369 nt
Organism: Gaeumannomyces tritici R3-111a-1
Lineage: Eukaryota; Fungi; Ascomycota; Sordariomycetes; Magnaporthales; Magnaporthaceae
Exons: 5
Coding region: 263-1369 (368 amino acids)
Molecular function (GO): catalytic activity; FAD binding
Source: RefSeq, a predicted model, not a curated record